AGAGCUGAGAGAGGAAAAGAACACAGAUCUCACAUGGUUCAGAUUUUUCUUUUUAGGUCCAGGAGUAAGAUAUAUCAUACGAAAAUGAAAAUUAUAAUUCUUCUUGGAUUCCUGGGAGCCACAUUGUCAGCCCCACUUAUCCCACAGCGUCUUACGUCUGCCAGCAAUAGCAAUGAGUUACUUCUUAACCUUAAUAAUGGUCAACUUUUGCCACUACAACUUCAGGGCCCACUUAAUUCAUGGAUUCCACCUUUCUCUGGAAUUUUACAACAGCAGCAGCAGGCUCAAAUUCCAGGACUCUCCCAGUUCUCUUUAUCAGCUCUAGACCAGUUUGCUGGACUGCUCCCAAAUCAGAUACCCUUCCCAGGACAGGCCAGUUUUGCCCAAGGAGCCCAGGCAGGCCAAGUUGAUCCCUUACAGCUUCAAACACCGCCUCAGACACAACCAGGCCCCAGUCACGUGAUGCCCUAUGUAUUCUCCUUCAAAAUGCCUCAAGAGCAAGGACAGAUGUUUCAAUACUAUCCAGUUUACAUGCUCCUACCCUGGGAACAACCUCAGCAAACAGUUCCAAGGUCACCUCAACAAACAAGACAGCAGCAGUAUGAGGAGCAGAUACCAUUCUAUGCUCAAUUUGGAUACAUUCCACAACUAGCAGAACCUGCUAUAUCAGGAGGACAGCAGCAACUAGCUUUUGAUCCCCAACUAGGCACAGCUCCUGAAAUUGCUGUGAUGUCAACAGGAGAAGAGAUACCAUAUUUAGGAAAAGAAGCGAUCAACUUUAGACAUGACAGUGCAGGAGUUUUCAUGCCCUCAACUUCACCAAAACCAAGCACAACCAAUGCUUUCACUUCUGCUGUAGACCAAACUAUUACCCCAGAGCUCCCAGAAGAGAAGGACAAGACUGACAGCCUAAGGGAACCAUAAGAAGUUGCCCUGAUCAUUCAGACAUUUUGGGAAAAAGAUGUGGCCAUGCCUUGGAUAUAAUUUUAGGCUAUUAGCUUCCUCAAUGCUAGUAUCAGUUCUUUGGAAUACAUGAAAUAUCUUGACUCUUCUCCUAAAUUUGUUUUUACUUAUAAAUGUUAUUAAACUCUUUAAAUAUGUCAUAGAAAAUAAUACAAUCAUGUAAUGAGUCUUGUCUUACAAAAUUAUAUGUCUCUUCAAAUAUCCUAUCAUUGUAUAAUAUGGAAUAUAAUAACACUGAGAAUAAAGCUAGUAUCAUUAAAUCAAUUGGAUAAUUGCAUUAGUAAAUGAUGCCUCUGCAAAAUGGUAGUACCCAUGAAGAUAUGUAUAUUGUCAUUGGAUGUAUGAUGAGUGUUGUGAUUGGAACUGAUGAAGUAAAAUAAGUAUCUAGAUUUGA
Pan troglodytes (chimpanzee) is the source of this 1357-nucleotide messenger RNA. RefSeq names its product odontogenic, ameloblast associated (gene ODAM). Lineage: Eukaryota; Metazoa; Chordata; Mammalia; Primates; Hominidae. The record is from RefSeq and is a predicted model, not a curated record. The transcript is spliced from 12 exons. Gene Ontology annotation, cellular component: cytoplasm; nucleus. Gene Ontology annotation, biological process: odontogenesis of dentin-containing tooth. Bases 34 to 924 code for a protein of 296 amino acids.